Molecule: messenger RNA, 3361 nt
Organism: Myodes glareolus (Bank vole)
Lineage: Eukaryota; Metazoa; Chordata; Mammalia; Rodentia; Cricetidae
Gene: Slc6a18
Product: solute carrier family 6 member 18
Biological process (GO): sodium ion transmembrane transport; amino acid transport; nitrogen compound transport
Cellular component (GO): plasma membrane
Source: RefSeq, a predicted model, not a curated record
ACAUUGUAAGGAGGGGAUGACUGCUCCGGCUUCCUCAGUGCAGCAGCGACUCCAGAAGGCUCGCUGGGCUAGUGUCUGCAAGGUGCCCAUCCUACAGCCACACCUCUCAGCCAUACCCAGGGUGACCGCUCGGCAUGGCACAGGCGUCGGGGAUGGACCCACUUGUGGACAUGGAGGAUGAGAGGCCCAAGUGGGACAACAAACUUCAGUACCUCCUGAGCUGCAUCGGCUUUGCCGUGGGACUGGGUAACAUAUGGAGGUUCCCCUAUCUGUGCCAGACCUAUGGGGGAGGGGCCUUCCUCAUUCCCUAUUUCAUUGCCCUGGUCUUUGAGGGGAUCCCGCUCUUCUACAUCGAGCUCGCCAUCGGCCAGCGCCUGCGGAGGGGCAGCAUUGGCGUGUGGAGGACCAUCUCUCCCUACCUUGGUGGAGUAGGCUUGGGCUGCUUCUCAGUGUCCUUCCUGAUCAGCCUGUACUACAAUACCGUUCUUCUGUGGGUCCUAUGGUACUUCCUCAACUCCUUCCAACACCCGCUGCCCUGGAGCACAUGCCCAUUGGAUCUCAACAGAACAGUGCUCUUGGCUCCAGGAUUUGUGCAGGAAUGCCAGGGCAGCGGCACCGUGAGCUACUUCUGGUACCGGCAGACUCUAAACAUCACAUCUGACAUCAACAACACAGGCACUAUCCAAUGGAAGCUGUUCCUCUGCCUGGUGGCCUGCUGGACAACUGUGUACCUGUGCGUCAUCAGAGGCAUUGAGAGCACAGGGAAGGUGAUCUACUUUACAGCCCUGUUCCCUUACCUGGUACUAACCAUCUUCCUCGUCAGAGGUUUGACCCUGCCUGGAGCAACAGAGGGCUUGACCUACCUGUUCACUCCCAACAUGCAGAUUCUCCAGAACCCACGGGUCUGGCUGGAUGCAGCUACUCAGAUUUUUUUCUCCCUGUCUCUGGCCUUUGGAGGACAUAUUGCUUUUGCAAGCUACAACCCGCCCAGGAACAACUGUGAGAAGGACGCCGUGACCAUUGCCCUGGUCAACAGCAUGACGUCCCUGUAUGCAUCCAUCACCAUCUUCUCCAUCAUGGGGUUCAAGGCGACCAAUGACUAUGGGAGGUGCCUGGACGGAAACAUCUUGAGCCUCAUCAAUGAGUUCGACUUUCCAGAGCUUAGCAUCUCCAGGGAUGAGUACCCAGCUGUCCUCAUGCACCUGAAUGCCACUCAUCCCGAAAGGUUGGCCCAGCUCCCACUGAAGACCUGCCAUCUGGAAGACUUUCUGGAUAAGAGUGCCUCAGGUCCAGGCCUGGCCUUCAUCGUUUUCACAGAAGCUGCCCUGCACAUGCCAGCCGCUUCUGUGUGGUCCGUGCUCUUCUUUGGGAUGUUGUUUACCCUGGGACUGUCCUCCAUGUUCGGGAACAUGGAGAGUGUCAUCACACCACUAUUUGACAUAGGGAUCUUACCUAGAGGUAUCCCCAAAGAAGCCAUGACCGGGAUGGUCUGCUUUGUCUGUUUCCUCUCAGCCAUCUGCUUCACACUGCAGUCUGGAAACUAUUGGCUGGAGAUCUUCGACAGCUUCGCAGCUUCUCUGAAUCUGAUCUUUUUUGCCUUCAUGGAGGUGGUUGGAGUCAUCUACGUUUAUGGGAUGAAGCGGUUCUGUGAUGACAUUAAGUGGAUGACUGGGCGGAGGCCCGGGCUCUACUGGCAGGUGACGUGGAGGGUGGUGAGCCCUCUGCUGCUGCUCAGCAUCUUCCUGUCCUACAUCAUCCUUCUGACCCAGAGACCGCCCAGCUACAAAGCCUGGGACCCCCAAUAUGAACAUUUCCCCUCAAGAGAGGAGAAGCUCUACCCAGGCUGGGUGCAGGUCGUCUGUGUGCUCCUGUCCUUCCUGCCUUCACUAUGGGUUCCAGCAGUUGCUCUGGGUCAUCUGUUGUACCAGCUCAGACAGAGGUGGAAGGAUUCACACCUAGAGAGUGGUCUGAAGCCACAGGAGAGCAGAGGCUGCUGAAGAACAAAUCCAGAGUAGACCAGGGUGGGGAAGUAGACCUGUGCCAUUCAGACCCAGCCUCAUUACACUCUGUCCAUGACCGAGACCACAUGAUUAUUGCUUUCCCAGCUUUUUACGUGGCAGAAAACUGACUCAUAUGUAGGUUCAGGGCAGCUGCAUGAUGCCCAGUGGGCAUCUGUGUGAUGCCAUUUCUCCAAAUCUAGGUUCCCUAGGGUGCACUCUGUGUGUGCAUGGCUUCCCCUGAAAUCCAUGCUGAGUGGGCUAGUCCUGAGUGUACUUGGUUGGCAGUGGCAGGUCUGUGGAAUCCCUUACCUAUGAAUGACCUCCAGAUUGCUAAUUCCAGGAAUUCAGUCCUAUGGCUGGCCUUCAAAGGCAAGCUGAGCUCAGUGAGAGAAACCUGACAGACGAGAAACCUCUUCCUUGUCCCAUAUCAGCCCAGAGUCACCAUAUCUAUGAAGAGACCCACAAGUACAGAUCAGAAACCAUUAGAGAACCCAGUAUCACAUGCCUACAACCAGUGCCACAGAGGUUGGGUGGGGUGGUCAAAAGCUGAGUGGGGUGGUAUCACUGACUCAUCAUACAUAUUGCCAUUUUUGUCUUUCAUGCAUCUAAUUUUUGCUUGUCAAGAAAGUACAAAAAUGCUACUGGUCAGCCAGUUUCUACUCUCUCAUGAGAACGAUAAUUUUUAAGCUCACAUCUGUUCACUCACUGUGACUCUUUACUACCCAGUCCUCCGAAGCCUUCAGGCAUAGCCAUGACUUCAGAAUCACAGAAGGGCUCUUUCCCUCUGUUUCUCAGUGCUGAGAUCCCCCUCUUCCCUCCUUCCCAUCCUCUUGUUUUCUGCCCCUUGCAGCAACACUGUGAAAUCAAGGUCAUCUCUGAAUCCUGGAGCCCUAGACAAGGAUGUCCACUUCUGAUUAGUCCCGACAGAACCAUCUACACCAGCCAGUGGCAUUGUGAUGUCAGUAACUGCCCAGGCACAACAGACACUGGUGUCUUGAAGGAGGAAUGGGCCAUGUGGUACUGUCCACGGUGCUGACAUUUUAAGCAAGAAAGGUUUAUGUGUGCAGAUAUGUCUCUCACUGGAAGCCAUCCUUGCCGUGGCCAGCUCAGAUCAAAGUAAACACAGGUUUCUGGGGAUGCCCACCUGCAGAUUCGCUGAACACCACACACGGGAUAAGCCCCAGGGUGCCCCACCCAUAGUGCUCAAGCCUAUGAAGGGUUAAAUUCUGACCUUGGUGCAGCAUCCUGGACUGCGGAAACUGUCCAUGCCCACCCAUUCUGCCAUUGAUAAAUUCUCUUGACAUGGAAACUGUCCAUGCCCACCCAUUCUGCCAUUGAUAAAUUCGCUUGAUAAGCAGGGA